Messenger RNA from Elgaria multicarinata webbii, 1737 nucleotides. Its product is annotated as vomeronasal type-2 receptor 26-like. NCBI's taxonomy places the organism in Eukaryota, Metazoa, Chordata, Lepidosauria, Squamata, Anguidae. Gene Ontology annotation, molecular function: G protein-coupled receptor activity. The record is from RefSeq and is a predicted model, not a curated record. Gene Ontology annotation, cellular component: plasma membrane. Gene Ontology annotation, biological process: G protein-coupled receptor signaling pathway. Bases 1 to 1737 code for a protein of 578 amino acids. The transcript has 4 exons.
AUGAUUGAAAUAAUCUCACUUCAUCAAAGAGCUGUCCUGGAUUUCCAUGUAAAUAAGGUAUGGAUUAUGACAACGUAUUGGGAUUUUACUGCAAGCAACCAGCUAAGAAACCACGAUGUACAAUUUUUCCAUGGUAUGCUAUCCUUUGCAGUUCACUCAAAGGAACCAUUAGGAUUCAAGCAAUUUCUUCAGAACAUAAAUCCUUCCUGGACAAAACAAGACGGAUUCAUCCAGGACUUCUGGGAGAAGGUCUUCAACUGUUCAUUGAAAAAUGCUGGCAUCAGUGAGGUGACCAAGAAAGAAUGCAGUGAAGAGGAGAAAUUGGAAGCUCUUCCUGGACCGUUCUUUGAAAUGAAGAUGAGUGGUCACAGCUACAGUAUUUACAAUGCUGUUCAUGCUGUGGCAUAUGCUUUACAUUCUAUGUAUGAGUCCAAUUCCAAACACAAAUCACGGUUGGCUACACAAAGGCCGGAACCCAGGAAUCUGCUGGCAUGGCAGGGCAUCUUAUUCAACAACAGUGCAGGGGAGACAGUACAAUUUGAUGUAAAUGAAGAAGUAGUCACAAGUUUUGAUGUUAUAAACUGGCUAACUUUUCCAAAUCAAUCUCUUGUAAGAGUUAAAGUUGGAAGCUUCAGUCCACAGGCUCCUCCUGGAAAACAGCUAACAAUUCAAGAUGACAGCAUUGUGUGGCCUAGGAAGUUUAAUCAGGUGCUGCCCAUUUCUGUAUGCAAUGACAACUGCCAGCCUGGUUACAUCAGGAAAAAGAAGGAAGGGGAGCCAUUUUGCUGUUAUGAUUGUUCUCCUUGUCCAGAAGGGAUGAUUUCUGAUCAGAAGGAUAUAGAUUCCUGUGUCAAAUGUCCAGAGGAACAACAUGCAAAUGUGAAUCAGGAUCAUUGCAUUCCCAAGAUUAUAAGCUACCUCUCCUAUGAAGAACCUUUGGGCAUCGCAUUAGCUUUGUUUGCUAUUACUUUUGCUCUGACCACAGCUUUGGUACUUGGAACAUUUCUGAAGCACCAGGACACUCCCAUAGUCAAAGCCAACAACCAGGACCUCACCUAUAUCCUCCUCAUCUCCCUCCUCCUUUGCUUUCUCUGCUCAUUGCUGUUCAUCGGAGAGCCAAAGAAGAUCACCUGCCUCCUCCGGCAAACAGCUUUUGGCAUCAUCUUCUCAGUUGCUUUUUCUGCCCUUUUGGCAAAAAACAUCAUUGUGGUUCUUGCGUUCAUGGCUAUCAAACCAGGAUCCAUUUUGAAGAAAUGGGUGAGGAAGAGAGUGGCAUAUUUGAUCAUCAUUUCCUGCUCCUUUCUUCAAGCAGGGCUUUGCAUGGUUUGGCUAGGCACUUUUCCUCCAUUCCCAGAUAUGGACAUGCAUUCCCUGAAUGGGGAAAUUAUAGCAGAAUGCAAUGAAGGUUCUGUCUUUAUGUUCUACUCUGUCAUGGGUUAUAUGGGCUUUCUGGCCAUUGUCAUCUUCACAGUAGCUUCCCUAGCCAGGAAAUUACCAGACAUUUUUAAUGAAGCCAAAUUUAUCACUUUCAGCAUGUUGGCCUUUUGCAGUGUUUGGCUCUCCUUUGUUCCCGCCUAUCUGAGUACCAAAGGAAAAUACCUGGUGGCCAUGGAGAUCUUCUGUAUUCUAACUUCCAGUGCUGCCUUACUGGGUUGUAUCUUUUUUCCUAAAUGCUACAUCAUUUUGCUCAGGCCUGACCUGAACAUCAGACAGCAAAUAGUAUUGGGAAAUACCUAA